AUGGAUUCCUUUGAAGCAAACACCCAGUUCAACCAAUUACUUCGGAGUAUCAACCCUUCAGUACAAAGCUUGAAGAAGACAGCUCACUUUGCUAUUAAGAAUUGGGAAAAUGAAGAUUAUUUAUUCCCUUCAAUCUUAGAUAUCUUGAAUGAUAUUCAUGUGGAACUUAAUACCAAAUCCACCAUAUUCCAACUUAUAGAUGUUUUAAUCAAUGAAUCCUUCACUAUUUCUGCUCAUAAGGACUCAGCUUAUUCAUAUCCUUACAUAAAUAACUUAAAAUCGGCUUUACCCCAGAUUCUUUUGAAAGUGUUACCCGGACACAAUAAUUAUAACUUAUAUAAUGUGUUUAAUAGUCUAAGAAACAUCUCCAAGACGUUGAAAAUCGAUACUUCAGAGUAUGAACAACAAUGGAACUUAAGUUCCGAGAUGUUACUGAAAGAAGAGAUGGAAAAUAUUGAUCUCAAUUUACCUUACCCUGAAGUUGUUCUUGAUGAUGCUAGCUCUAAUGACCCCGUAGUUCAAGCUUGGGAGUUACUUAUAAAGAAGAGGAAACAAAGUUUCUAUGAUCGGUUGAGGUUACUUAAACACCAGCCUCCUAAAACGGAAGACUUAAGCGAGGACGAGAUGUUUUAUGUUAACACCAAGGAGCGUGCUCAUAACCAAUUGACCAAAAAGCAGAUAUUAUUGAGAAUGGAAGAUGAUCGAGAGACCCACAAGCGUAGUAAAGAGAGUUUAUGGGUGGUAGAGAGACCUAAGAAUUCUGUGGGGGUGACGGAGGAGGAGUUUAUGGGAUUUUACUGGAAUAAAUUUGAUAAACUUAGUAAGGAGGAUGAGAAGGCGUUGUUUGAGACGUUGGAGGGGUAUAAUGAGGUUGUGGCGGGGAGUUAUAAGGAUGUUCAGUAG
This is a messenger RNA of Yamadazyma jaroonii, 903 nucleotides long. NCBI's taxonomy places the organism in Eukaryota, Fungi, Ascomycota, Pichiomycetes, Serinales, Debaryomycetaceae. The record is from the annotation of a GenBank genome assembly.